AUGCCUCAGAAACAUGAUGAAAGCCAAGUAAUAUUGGCCCUUCAAGCUAUGCAAAAUGAUAAAAAUCUAAGCGCUCGAGCCGCUGGCAGGAUCUAUCACGUGGAUCAUGUGAAGCUUAGUCGCCGCCGGCGUGGCAUGCAAUCACGAUGCAAUAUAUCAGCCAAUUCACGGAAGCUCACUGAUCUAGAGGAAUCAACGAUUGUCGAACACAUACUUGAUCUAGAUUCCAAAGGGUUUCCUCCUCGGUUGUCUGGUGUGGAAGAUAUGGCCAACCGACUACCGACUACUCACAACGCGCGACGCGGGACGCGUUGGGGUAAACUGGGCUAG
This is a messenger RNA of Aspergillus chevalieri, 330 nucleotides long. RefSeq lists its product as uncharacterized. The record is from RefSeq and is a predicted model, not a curated record. The transcript has a single exon. Bases 1 to 330 code for a protein of 109 amino acids. NCBI's taxonomy places the organism in Eukaryota, Fungi, Ascomycota, Eurotiomycetes, Eurotiales, Aspergillaceae.